GGUUGGGGUCUCUCCAGCACCGGGCCUCCUAGAGGGGGCCUGUUCCCACACUUACUCUACAGUUAUCCCCUGAGCACCCCCUGCGGGUGCUGAGCUAACAUGAGAGAUGGGAGUGGGUUACCCUAGGCUGGACAGUGAGGUCCCAGAACUGAUAGUCAGCCCCGCCCCUGGGGUGCGGAGAAGCCUAAGGGCUCUUGUGAGUGAAGAAGUUUUCCUCCUCCUCUUACGUCUAUAUUCUGGAUGUUUCCUUGAAGCAGAAUCGGUCCACACUGAGCCAGCAGGGAGGCAGCAGGCCAUGGGCGCCUGCUCAGAAGACCCCCACCUGUGCGGGGCCUCCUGGCUCCUGCGAUUCACCGGCCUCCUCCUCAGUGUCUGCAGCUCUGUGACCCAGAGUCCUGGAGCCCAUGGGUCUGCCCUGGACGAUUCUGGAAACCCUCUUCCUCUGAAGGGGACUCUGGGAGCUUCUGUGUGGUUUCACAUGAUCAAAAAUCCAGAAUUACCUCCCAGAUCCAAGCUGAAGAGUAUUACUUGGGGCAUUAUAAAUCAAAAAAUCUACACACCCGUACUCCAAGUUAGUCCCGGGGGAGAUGUUCCACGAUGGGUCAACUUCCAGGACAAGUUCGAGAAGAAGGUCCAUGUGCUCAACACAACGACCCUGAGGAUUGACAACCUGACCCUUGAGGACAGUGGGCUGUACCGGGCUCAAGAGUCCUAUACGGGAGGAAGACAAUAUGACCAGGAUUUCCACCUGAUGGUCUACGAGCCUGUGCCCCUUCCCCAGAUCCGGGCCACAGUUCUGUCCCUCACACCAGGCUGGUGCAACCUCACCUUGAAGUGUGUCCUCACGAGAACCAGGGAGGACCUGACCGUGUCCUGGGAGAGCGAGUGUCUCCCCAGGGAGCUGGAGCAGAGACCGGCCCCAGGACCAUCCCCCAACCCCUGGACACUGGCUGUGAACCUGCCCCUGAGCCAACCCAGCCCCAGCCUCACCUGUGUGGUCAGCAACCAGGGGGACCAGAAAACUGUCACCCUGGACCUUGGGGAUGUCUGUGACCACGAAACAGAACCACAAGGACAGACCAGUGCUGCCCACUUGUCCGGUAUCCUGGUGCCUGUUGUGGUCCUGCCGCUGAUCCUCGGAGCUGGACUGUACCUUUGGAAGAGACGUGGGAAAAAGAAGAAAUUGGAGCCUGGGAGAGGGGCAGGAUCACAGGAGGAGCCCAGGGACCCGGAUGGUGGCAUCCACUAUGCAGAGCUGAGCCACCAGGGGUCCAGAGACCACAGGGACAAGGGUAGGGGAGAACCACAUCUAGAAGAGGAGAACUCUCUCACUACUGUCUACAGUGAGGUCCACAGGCCAGGCCAGGCCAUGACCGCGUUUUAAUGGGAAGAAGUAGGAGAAUCCCGCCCUGGGGAUACCUGUCUCGUGAGCAUGACGCCCGCAGCUCUGGUCCUGCCUCUUCCACCUCUGAUGGCUCUGAGCAGGACUGGAUGGAUCCAGCAGUACUUUCUGUGCUAAAUCGUCAUGCACAAGCUCCCCGUGAGACACACACGGUGGUAGAUCAGGGGUAACUGAGUAAAUAAAUUGGUCCAAACCUGUUCCAGGAAUGCUCAGCCUCUGCUAAGUGGCAACCCAGGAUGGUCCCCACCUUCCCCUUCAUCUGUACGACAUCAAACUGGCUUUCAGACCCUCAGCCUCUGGGACAAACCGUGGAGAAUCACAACAUCCCCCCGGGCCCGUCUUGAGCACCCCCAGCCGUCAGUCCUGCGCUGAGAGCUCUUUACAGACAACGUGAAUUCGUCAUCGUCCCUGCUUGCUGAGGGCGGGCUCUGUGACCCACACUGUUCAGACAUUCUGCUCGCUGCUAACUCACUGGGUCCUGGUGGACUCUCUGUGCGGUGGGGAACCUUGUGCCCACUUUACAGAUCAGUAGAAGGAGCCAGAAAGACUGACUCUGCAGGCCGCAUGGCUGGGAGCGCCGGAGUCAGGACUCAGCCCAGGGAAGGGAGCUCCAGGCCCGUCUCUCCAGGCCUCGGCUGGCUGUCCCACGUCCUGGCCAACCUCCUUCUAUCCUGUCCUGCUGGCCAACGGUCCAGCCUCCUACUGCUCAGCACAGGCAGAAGUUUCUAGUUCCUGACAGUGAGCUUUAACUGACUGCACAGAGUGACACCCAUGUCCCCCUCUCUGCUGUCCCCACGCAGGAUGCGGAGCUCCUUGGAGCUCAGUGAGGACUUUCCCCUACAUUUCGGGGCCCUUCUCUGGGGACGUGUCGUCUCCU
This is a messenger RNA of Lutra lutra (Eurasian river otter), 2279 nucleotides long. RefSeq names its product SLAM family member 9-like. Bases 107 to 1384 code for a protein of 425 amino acids. The transcript is spliced from 6 exons. NCBI's taxonomy places the organism in Eukaryota, Metazoa, Chordata, Mammalia, Carnivora, Mustelidae. The record is from RefSeq and is a predicted model, not a curated record.